AUGGAAAAGAUGAGACCCGAGGAUGCCAAUAUUGUCGUCGACUCCACCUACUCCCGUUACCACGAAUCCGAUGACGACGACUCCCUUUCCUACGUCUCCGGUCAAUCCCUCGCCUCAAGCGUAACUCGCUACCGUUACGAAAACGGCCGCCGCUACCACGCCUACCGCGAAGGCUCCUACUACGCCCCGAAUGACGAUACCUACUCCAACUACGAAACCAUUGUGCACCACCUCUGGCUGCUCACUUUAGACGAUAAACUCUUCUUAGCUCCUAUCGCAGAACCUCACCGCAUCCUCGAUGUAGGCACCGGCACCGGCCUCUGGGCCGUCGACAUGGCGGAUGCCCACCCCAAUGCCAGUAUCUUAGCAACUGAUUUGUCUCCUACCCAAAGCACGACCGCACCCCCAAAUAUCCGCUUCGAAAUCGAUGACGCGGCAAGCGAAUGGACAUAUGCCCCGGAAUCCUUCGACUACAUCCACGUGCGCGGUCUCACGGGCUGCAUCCGCGACUGGCCAUUCCUAUACACUCAGGCGUAUGAACAUCUCGAGCCAGGCGGCUGGUUCGAGCACGCCGAGUUCUCCGUGACAACAAACGCCGAUCCUGAGGGCGAAAGUAAGGCGGAUAAAACGUACCACAACUUCUCUCAAACAAUAUUAACUAUCGGCGCCGAAAAGACUGGGCAACGCUUCGACACCCUAUUACACAUGAAGACGUGGAUGGAAGCCGCCGGCUUCACUGACGUCGCCGAGCAUCACUUCAUCUGGCCGAUCGGGCCGUGGCCUAAGGACCCCAAACUCAAAGAAUUAGGAAGGUGGGGAGAAAGGAAUUGGCAGGAUGGACUGGAAGGAUGGAUCAUGGCGCUGUAUACGCGGAUAUUAGGCUGGAGCUAUCAGCAGGUCAUGGAUUUUGUGGGCGAGUUUAGGAAGGUCAUUAAGGAUCGGAAGAAUCAUUAUUACCAGGACGUUAGGAUUGUGGUUGGGCGCAAGCCGAGAGAGGGAGAGGUGGUGAACGAGAGGGCGGAGGCGGGGGAGAUGGGAAGCUGA
Molecule: messenger RNA, 1044 nt
Organism: Didymosphaeria variabile
Lineage: Eukaryota; Fungi; Ascomycota; Dothideomycetes; Pleosporales; Didymosphaeriaceae
Exons: 2
Coding region: 1-1044 (347 amino acids)
Molecular function (GO): methyltransferase activity
Source: RefSeq, a predicted model, not a curated record